AUGCCUCUAAUGUCACUUAAUUUGCCGUCUAGAGCCUCCUCAGUGUCCUUUAUCAGAACAGACAGGGUAGUUGGCGCCGCAGCUGGGGGGCUCGCGGUAGAGGAGGAGGAGGGGGGGGGCAGCCGCGUGGGCAGCACGCAUCACAGGCAAAAAGCCGACAGCACAGCGGCGUGCGGCAUUCCACCAGGGAACCGGUCCCGGCUCAAUAGAGACCGAUACCAUCGUUUACACUCGACACACUCAAACGAUAAUCGAUCCUCGCACUAA
Messenger RNA from Danaus chrysippus (African queen), 267 nucleotides. Lineage: Eukaryota; Metazoa; Arthropoda; Insecta; Lepidoptera; Nymphalidae. The record is from the annotation of a GenBank genome assembly.